Messenger RNA from Impatiens glandulifera, 2447 nucleotides. Its product is annotated as pentatricopeptide repeat-containing protein At3g58590. Bases 164 to 2425 code for a protein of 753 amino acids. Gene Ontology annotation, molecular function: protein binding; RNA binding. Gene Ontology annotation, biological process: RNA modification. The record is from RefSeq and is a predicted model, not a curated record. The transcript has a single exon. NCBI's taxonomy places the organism in Eukaryota, Viridiplantae, Streptophyta, Magnoliopsida, Ericales, Balsaminaceae.
UUGAGUUCGUUACAACUUGAAACAGCAGUUGCUUUCCUUCUUCUUCUUCUUCAAACGUAAUCUCUUUCUCUCUUCUCAUCCCUACCGAUCUUCAAAAGCUUGCCGGAAUAAGUCAUCCGCCGUCAAAUCAGCCGCCGUUUCUUUUCUCAGAUGAUCUAACGUCAUGCCGCCGCCUUUAAUGUCUGCUUCUAACUCUGCACGGUCCUUCCUCAUCUCCUUCAGAAGCUUCCAUUCACAAUGCAGUAGUAGUACACCACCACAACACUGGUUUUCCUUACUUAAACAAUGCAAUGCCCGAUCUCUCCAAACAAUCCAGACGAUUCACGCGUUUGCGAUCACAAUAGGCUGGUGGGGCUUAUACUCUGAAGCUAUAAUUCUUCGUAACAACAUCAUGUCCGGAUACAUUGCUGCAGGUAAGUUAGGGUACGCACGCGAACUGUUCGAUGAAAUGCAAGAGAGAAAUGCUGCUUCGUAUAACAUUAUAAUUGGAGGUUACAGUCGUAAGAGCGAUGAAAUGGAGGCUUGGGAGUUGUUUUAUGAGAUGAGAAUGAACAGGUUUUGGCCUACGCAAUAUACAUUUAGCGGGAUCUUAGCUUGCAAAAGUUUGGAUAUAAACAAGGGAUGUAUCUUACAUGGUUUGAUUUUGAAAACAGGUAUGCUUCAGAUUAACGCUUUUGUUGGGACGGCAUUGAUGAACAUGUAUGGUAUGCAUGGUUUCGUAGAAGAAGCUUUUGAUUUAUUUGUUGAUAUGCCGAACAAGAACUUGGUUACAUGGAAUACCAUGAUAUCUUUGUUUGGACGCAAUGGAUUUCCUCAACAAUCCUUCUUUAUGUUCAGAGAUUUGUUAAGGAUGGAAGAAGAAGAAGAACGCAUCUCUGAACCUUCCUAUAUUGGUGUAUUAUCAUCAUGUUCACAUCCAGACAACCUUGAAGAAGGACAUCAAAUACAUGGAUUAGUGAUGAAAAACGGGUUUCUCGAUACAGUUACACUCGCGAAUUCUCUUAUAAACAUGUACGCUAAAUGCUCGGGUCUCCAGAUAGCAGAGAAGAUCUUCAACGAGAUAAAGCCUUAUUCGAACGUUGUUUCGUGGAAUACAAUUCUUGGAUUAAUGGCGAAAACUGAUCAAACUGAAAACGGGGUUAAUUUCUUUUUAGAAAUGCUACGGAAUGGAGUCCGACCAAACCAGGCAACUUUCGUGAGUGCGGUUAACUUGUUUACAUCCUUGUGUGCCCCAAUAUAUGGAGAAUUCGUCCACGCCAAGAUCAUCAAACAGAUAUCGGAGACUGACUUACAUGUCGGGUCGGUUUUGGUUGAUUUCUACGCGAAACACGGAUUGUUGGAAGAAUCGCGACGUUGCUUCGACGAGAUAUGUGAGAAGAAUGUAGUUUCGUGGAACGGGUUGAUCAAUGGUUACUCAAACCGAUGCUGGUUAACUUCGAUUUCACUUCUGAAGGAGAUGAUUCUAUCCGGUCCUCCACCAAACGAAGUUUCGUUCUCGACCCUACUUAAAUCGUUUCUUCCGUUAACGCUGUUAGAGCAGAUUCACUCUUCGAUAGUAAAAAAUGGGUACGAACAGAACGAGUAUGUUUUAAGCUCUCUAAUAACUUCAUACGCGGAAAACAAUAUAAUAUACAACGACGCUUUCCAUGCUCAGGAAUCGGUUUUCGUAUAUAACGCAAUUGCAGCUGUUUAUAACAGAACAGGACAGUAUCAUAAAACACAAGAGUUGUUUACUCGGCUGAUGGAACCGGAUUUAUUGUCAUGGAACAUAUUGAUCGAAGCUUGCUGUCGUAACAACGAUCUAUACGAGGUUUUCGAUCUUUUCAAACAAAUGCGAAAAUCCGGACAGCAUCCAGACAAUUGCACUUACAUUAGCCUCUUGACGGCUUGUACUAAACUCUGUAACCUAGCUUUGGGUAGUAGCCUACACGGUUUCAUCGUAAAGAAUGAUUUCAAACUUUGCGACACGUUUGUUUGCAAUGUUAUGAUAGACAUGUACGGAAAAUGUGGAAGUCCUUCGAGUUCUUUGAAGAUCUUCGAAGAAACAGUGGAGAAAAAUGUGAUAACAUGGACUGCGCUAAUUUCGGCGCUUGGACUUCACGGGAAAGGGGAGGAGGCUUUGGAGAAGUUUAGAGAAAUGGAGGCGGUUGGCGAGUUGAAGCCAGAUGGUGUUACUUUCAUGGCUGUGCUUUCGGCUUGUAGACAUGCUGGUUUGGUUUGUGAAGGGAUGGAAGUUUUUAGUACAAUGGAGAUUGAACCAGAUAUUGGUCAUUAUGUUGUAAUGGUGGGUAUGCUGACCAUAUGUGGUCGCUUUAAGGAGGCGGAAAGGUUAAUCUGUAAAAUGCCUUUUCCGCCAAAUGCUUUGAUAUGGCGGAGUUUUCUCGAAGGAUGCAGACGAUGGCAUGCUGUAAGCAGUUUUAUAUGAAAAUUUUGGAUUCAGUUAUGUA